This is a messenger RNA of Colius striatus (speckled mousebird), 1586 nucleotides long. It is a transcript of the gene CCDC102B, whose product is annotated as coiled-coil domain containing 102B. The transcript is spliced from 7 exons. The coding region runs from base 53 to 1258 and encodes 401 amino acids. NCBI's taxonomy places the organism in Eukaryota, Metazoa, Chordata, Aves, Coliiformes, Coliidae. The record is from RefSeq and is a predicted model, not a curated record.
UGUAACACUGAGAAGCAAGAGGAGCCCAGCAAAUGCAAAGGGAGUGAAUUAGAUGGCAAAUCAAAACAUGAAUCUAGACUCUGUUAAAAAACUAAUGGAAGAAGAUAUGCAGGUUUUUGAAACUCAACCAAGACAAUCUCAUAAAUUACCUGGAGAUUGCCAACCAGGUGGCCCUCUGUGUGAUUCAAAUCUGCCAUCUCAAAGUUUCUUCCCAUAUUCACUUCAUUAUGCACAUAUGCAUACUAACUACAGCAGUGAUUGGGAAAUUUUUGAAGCAGUAAAAAUUCAGGAACUGGAAGAAGUCAAAGCCAGAGCUGCCCAAAUGGAGAAGACCAUGCGCUGGUGGUCAGAUUGUACUGCUAACUGGAGGGAGAAAUGGAGCAAAGUUAGAGGAGAAAGAAACAAAGCUCAAGAAGAAACAAGGAAACUGAGAAUCAAAUUAGACAGUACCGUAAAAGAACUCGGUAUGCUAAAAAAAAUAAAUCAAGAUUUAGUAAGUGAGAGGGGAAAACUGGAGAAUGUAACUGCUUGGAAAACAGAGUUCAGUUGCUCAGAAAUAUCUCAUGUUAAAAAAGACCUGAACAAGUUAGCCUUUCUGAAGCAAGAACCUGUAAAAGAAGUGAACAAACCCAACGAGAUUCCUGAGACAGAAGACACAAGGAAGGAAGCAGAGGUAAUUGAAUACCAAAGCAAUCACAAUAAAAAAAUCAUUCCAAAGCCUCGUAAUUCUGUUCCCAAUGGAGUUCCCGGCAUAUAUUUGGAGGAAUCUAAAAUUUUGGACAAUACAGCUAAGACAACAGAGAAUGACUUCAUACAUCUUUCCGUCUUGCAUUUGCAUUUGGCCGAAAUGCAGAAAAUCCUACAGAAGGAAAGAGAAAUGAAUGCAUUUCUGGAAAAAGAAAUGGAAAAGAUAGAAAAUGAAUUGUUUAUUUGGAAAUGGAAAUAUGAAGAACUGAGACAAAUCAAGUUGGAAAGCCUGAAACAGGUCUCACAACACUUUUUUCUCCGGCUGUGCAGCAAAAGUGAAAACAAGUCUACACAAGUUACUUGCACAAUGGAUGAGCUGGAAAGGCUGCAGUCUGAGAAUACCUCUGAAUGGGGAAAGAAAGAGAUACUUGAAGCAGAAAAGAAAAGUUUGGAAGGAGAGAACAAAAGAUUCAAGUUGCAGAGUAAGGAGACAGAAGAAAGUGAACUCUGGAUUUGGGACAAGACAAAGUUCCUCGUAUGUUGCUGGAGAUUCUACCAAGACAGUGAAUGAAGAUGUGGGAGAUCGUCAAACAACCCUGAAGCAGCAAGGCUAACCAUAAAGACAAGAAACAAAGAGCUUACACUCUUUAUAAAGACUUAUAGGAAAAUUUCACUGAAAAAAAGCGUAUCAGACACAUAUAUAACACUUAUGCAUCAUUUUUUGUUGGCAGUUGCCUGUCCUUCAUUUCCAGUUGUCUUAUGCUCUCUUCUAAACCAAAAGGUGUACAUUAGCAACAGGACAACGGGUAAUGGGAUGAAACUGGAACACAAAAAGUUCCACUUACAUAUAAGAAAAAACUAUUUCACUGUGAGGGUGAUGGAGCAGUGGCACAGGCUGC